This is a messenger RNA of Didymodactylos carnosus, 1533 nucleotides long. Lineage: Eukaryota; Metazoa; Rotifera; Eurotatoria; Philodinida; Philodinidae. The record is from the annotation of a GenBank genome assembly.
AUGGUAAAAAACAUUUUUACUGAAGAUCUUAUACGGAUUCAAAAUUGGUUUUGUUCAAGAAAGAAAAGUAUGAAUUCAGAUUUACAUACUAAGCAACAUACAUUGAUAAUUCAGGAGAGUUCAAAUACAGAGCAAGAUAGUGAGUCCAAAUCAUCAACGUUAUCUCAAAGUGUUUCUCCUUUAUCGACAACAAUAUCCCACGUUGGUGCUAUCCGAAUAAAUGAUAAUGGUCGUCGUAUGAAAUUUGAUGGAAAAAAAUGGCAAGCAUUGUGCGGUAUGAUUAACUGUGAAAAGAGACAACAAAAAUCUGGCCUGUGUUGUAUGCAUUUUAAAGAACAAAAAGAUACUUUUAAAAUUAUAUUAGAAAAAUAUGUUCCAGAUGUAAAAAAUAUAGCACAAGAAAUUGGAAAAAACAAUAGUCACAAUGGCAAUAAAACAUCAAAAGUAAAAUCACCAACUCCAAAAUUAGGUGACAUAAAAACAAGUUUAAAAUCAAAUCGUCGUUAUAUAUUCGAUGGUACAAAAUUUCAACCAAUUUGUUCAAAAGAAGGUUGUGUUAAACGUGAAAAAAGUAAUCGACUUUGUGCAACACAUUCAAAUGAAAUACAACAACAUCAUGGAAAUAAUUUAUUAAUUACUAAUGAUUUAGAUCAUGAACUUAUGAGAAAUGAAUCAUUUUUAUUAUCAAGUCCAAUUGCAAUACCCAUACCAACAUCCAAAGUAGAUAAAAGUAGAAUAUGUAAUGAAUCAAAUCGUUAUUCUGUCAUUCGAAAACAAUUAGAAUCAUCCUAUGGAAAAGAUAGAUAUGAUAAAUAUGAAAAACCUUAUCAACUUUAUGAUAAAGAUUUUAAUGAGCAACGAGAUCAACAAAAUCUCAAACGACAUCAUGAUGAUGAUGAAGGAGAUGGAGAACCAGAGAGAAAUUUUGAAUUAAUGGAAGUUUCAUCAUCAAUGACAACAUCGCUCAAUGUUCUUAAACGUCCUGAUGGUAAUUGUCAACAGCCUACAUCUCCUUGUGAACGAGCCUCAUUUACACAAUGUCCUCAUUGUCAAAGAUUUUUAUGUUUGGCACAUCUUGUUGAACAUCAAAAUUUAAUGAAACAAAAACGUGAUCAAUUAUUCGUCCAAGCUAGUGAUAUUCAUUCUCUUUUAGCAUCAUUAAAAUUUGAUAAUGAAAAAUAUGAACAACAAUUACAAAUGGAAAAUGAAAAAUGGAAAGAAGUUGAAAUAGCACGAAUUCUUCAACAAUAUAAUGAUAAAAAACAAAAAAUAACACUUGAAAGUCAAAAGGUUGCUGAAAAAUUUGUUGAAAAUCAAAAAGAAUUAGUUCAACAUUAUGCUUAUACAAUAUCUACAAAAAUUCAAGAAUUAUCAAAACAAAUUGAUUUAUAUCCAUAUGAAAUUGAUGAUUUUAAUUCAAAUUUAACAUCAUUUGAUGGAUCUGUUCAAGAAUUAAAAAAACUUGCAAAACAAGAUAAACGACUAAAUAUAGAUAGUAAUGAUGUUAUUCAUAUCGUUACUGUAUCAGAUUGA